Hyaloscypha bicolor E is the source of this 1245-nucleotide messenger RNA. Its product is annotated as cytochrome P450. The transcript is spliced from 8 exons. Gene Ontology annotation, molecular function: heme binding; monooxygenase activity; iron ion binding. The record is from RefSeq and is a predicted model, not a curated record. Bases 1 to 1245 code for a protein of 414 amino acids. NCBI's taxonomy places the organism in Eukaryota, Fungi, Ascomycota, Leotiomycetes, Helotiales, Hyaloscyphaceae.
AUGGAUCUCGUCAGCACCCUCGCCGGCAAGAUAUGGGUGUCUGCUGGCUCUAUCACUUUGCUGUAUCAAUUCUAUUUCGAUGUCAUCCGAGGGGAAGAAUGUGUUUGGAAGGUUGAGGAGAAGCAUAAAAAAUAUGGCAAGAUGGUCCGGGUAGUAUUGCACAUCAAUGGCCCUGAGUGCCUGGACCAUGUAUUCGGCACAGCAGGAAAGAGACGUGAUAAAUACAAGCUCACGACAAAUGGGCUUGAAGUUCGAGGGGCAGCAAUUGGGACGGUUCCCCACGAUCUCCGCCGAAGUCGGCGCGCUCCCAUGAAUCCCUACUUCUCGAAGCAAAGUAUCCAACGUUUGAAGCCUAUUCUCCAGCGGACUUUGAAGAAAGUUUUGGGUCGCUUGGCACAGAAUGCGGGGUCUGCUGGGCCCAUUGGGAUGCAGCUUUUACAUGCUGCGACCACCACCGACAUCACUUCCGAUCAUUGUUUUGGACAGAAAGGGGCAAAAGUGUAUCAUCAACUGAGCAUAAUCUCCUGGUUUCAUUCACUCAUCAAGUCACUUCCGCUCAGUGUUGCGAUGUUCCUGUUUCCAGUGAUCAAGGGGACAGAAGGGGAAAUGGCACCGACCAUCUUCCGUGGUCUCCUCAGCAUUGCCAAUCUUUCGGAAUCAGAAACUACUCCUAGACCUGGUGAUGAAACUUGCAUUCUGCUUUCAGCGGGAAGUGAUACCACGGCCAACACUUCUGCGGCCAUCACAGUUGGAGACAGCAUACUAGAUCCUAAGACCACCAUGCCUGAAUUAUCUCAAAUCGAGGGUCUUCCAUAUCUGACAGCUAUUAUACAGGAAGGCCUUCGACUUUACCCAAGCGUGAGCUUUCGACAGGAUCGAGUGACUCCCGAUGAAGACCUCUUUUACCAGGAUGCAAGAGUGGGAAAAAAUAUAUUGUUCCGAAAGAGCACGACAGCUCUGCUGUUGAGCAGGAACCAAGAGUUUUAUCCAUCGCCAAUGACUUUCGAUCCUAACAGAUUUCUCAAGAAUCCAAGACUUGACCGAUAUCGACUUAGCUUCUCACGAGGAUCUCGAAGGUGUCUUGGUAUUUUCAAGAAAUACAAUUUGUACGGUGGAAAUGAAAAGCAAAGCAGUCCAAGUUUGGGGUUGUUUGAGGCCGACAGAGAGGAUGUGGAUAUGAUUUUCAAUAUCUUAAUCCCUUUUCGGAAGCAAGGGAGUCUGGGAGUUAGACUAAGAGCUAGAUGA